Molecule: messenger RNA, 2190 nt
Organism: Aspergillus homomorphus CBS 101889
Lineage: Eukaryota; Fungi; Ascomycota; Eurotiomycetes; Eurotiales; Aspergillaceae
Exons: 3
Coding region: 126-2183 (685 amino acids)
Biological process (GO): DNA-templated transcription; positive regulation of transcription from RNA polymerase II promoter by galactose
Cellular component (GO): nucleus
Molecular function (GO): zinc ion binding; DNA-binding transcription factor activity, RNA polymerase II-specific; RNA polymerase II cis-regulatory region sequence-specific DNA binding
Source: RefSeq, a predicted model, not a curated record
AGUGUCAACUGUUCGUACAUCCUCUCUUGGAAUCUCGUGUCGAGCUACCACAGUGAUAUGCACGCAUUUCGGAACGAAACGCUGACGCGCAGUUUGAUCCCCGAAUGAGCUCCUGACCAUAUACAAUGCCGCGACCGAAGGUACACCCUGACAAUCGGCUGCGGGCCUACGAGGCUUGUCUAGCUUGUCGGGCCACUAAAAAGCGAUGCAGUGGCACAUUCCCAUGUGCGAAAUGCAUCCGGCUUGGUCGUUCCGCUACUUGUGUUCCGGCUCCUCGUUCUAGUGCUCGACGGCCGACUGAGAGCAACAGCACAUAUCCAUCAGUCUCGAACACUGGCCAUCGAGACUCUACUACGUUAAGCCUGACAUCUUCUGAUUAUCAAAUCAACGAUACCCCGCAGUCUCCGUCGUCUGGGCCAACUAGCUCCACACACGAGACAGGGCCUCUUUCCCCGGAAACGCCGCACAGGACCCAUCCGCGGAUGCUGCGUAACCUGCGGGGAGAGCGAGUCUAUAUUGGAAAGGCAGCCUCCUUGUCAUUCCUGCAACUAGUCCGGGAUACUGUCACGCAAUGCAUCGGACCGUCGCAAUUCUCCCACAACAUGAAAAGUGAUGAUAUGCUAGAAACUGAACCGCCCGAUGACAUUCCGCUUGAGGUCGAUGAUGAGAUUGAUGUGCGUCAACAGCAAUACUAUGUUCAAGCUUACUGUACAGCAACAAGCGGCUUCGUGCACGUCCUGUCAGAAACAGAGACCAUGCAGUUCCUGGAUGCGCCAGGUGCAUUAAGCACUGGAGCAAGUGAUAGGCGGGAACGAACAAAGCUUGCACUAAUGCAUAUCGUGCUCGCUAUCGGAGCGCAGGCUUCGAAGCAUCAUCCGUCAGCGGAUCGCGCCGAAAGGUUCUUCUUCGCCUGUGCUCAGCGCAGCGCAUUUGCAGGGAUGCUGGAGAAUCCGAGUUUGGAUUUGGUGCGCCUCUUUCUUCUCAUGUCAUACUACAUGUUAGGGGCGUGUCGUAGGAACGCCGCGUUCAUGUAUUUGGGCGUGGCCGUUCGCGCGGCAGUGGCGCUGGGGCUACAGCUUACCGACAGCACCGUCCCAACGAAGGAACAAGACAUUAGAGCAAGGGUAUGGAUGAGUCUUUGCGUUUUGGACUUGCUCGUGAGCUCCAUCCUCGGGAGACCCGCUGCGACAACUUCGAUACGUUCGGACUCGGAAAGCACGUCGCUCUUUUGCCCGCAAACCGAUAGCCAAGCACAACGGAGCCUGGUCGCUUCUUACGACUUAUCGCAGAUCCUGGACGAGAUCAUCGCUGGUCUUUACGGCAAGCAGGCAGCCUCAGCCGAGGUAGCCGAUGGUCUUUUGAGGAAGCUGAAAGACUGGAGUGACAAUUUACACCCUUCACUACUGGCGCCCCCUGGCACCGACUAUGAACAGCCUACAGUCCACCAGCAUAUUAUCGGAAACCUUCACAUCGCGUGCACAUACCACUUUGCUGUCAUUAUAGUGACACGUCCCUUCUUGAUAUCAGUCUUGAACUUCCGUCUGGCACAGUCAAAUCGCACUCCCAUGGGUGGCGAUACAGGUCAACCCAGUGAGGAACCGGCGUAUUCGAAGCUGGCGGUGGCAUGCGUUGACUCGGCCUUGUUCAUGAUUCAGACAUGCUCGGAGGUCUACCAGUCUCGGCUAUUGUUGGGAAACAUGUGUAUUCUCAAAGCAUUUGUUUUUGCCGCUGGUUUAGUGCUAGGAUUCUCCAUGUUCUCCCAGAAGGAAGCGGACCCGUCGCUGGAGGAAACCUAUGAUGAGGCCCUCGAUAUCCUCCGCAUGCUUUCCGCACGAUCCGCUCAAGCUGCACACUACCUUGAGAUUCUUAGCCUUCUCAGGAAUGCCAUCUACGAGCAGCGCCAACGACUCGCACAGCACACGCAACAAAGUAGGAGUCGAUACGUCAGCAAGCUUUUCAGCUUGAAUGAUCGCCGUCUUUCGACACAGACCCAUGAAGGAACAGUCGCUUCUGCCAGUGAACAAAUCCCGGAACCUUCGCAGUUUGACUUGUUUGAGCCGUGGUCAAGUGCUGAGGAACCAUCUGUCAUGGACCCUGAAGAAUAUGGCGCUACGCUUACGGGCUGGGAUGGUAUGCAUUUGCCACUGUGGGAUAGUUUCCCUUUUAGUGGCCCAACGAUGUGAUGGCAAG